AUUAGGUAACGCUCUCCUACCUAUUAAGUGACUAGGCGGAAGCAUAUAUAUAAUAACAAGGGUUAAGAUAAUCGAUCUUCAAUCUCAAUUGGAAAGAGCUGCGGUUAUCGGCGUCCAAGAAUUUUUUCUCUCUUGGUCAUAUCGAAGUUCUUCAGGAUAAGAUUAUCGCGGCGAUUUGACAACGUUCACUAUUAGCAAAAUAGCACAUUAAUUCUCUAGUCGAUUCAGCUCUCCUCUUUCUUUUCCUCUCCCUUCCCAGGACUUUCGACGCUGAGCCCGAGGCAGCUCGAUCCUCGUCGCGAUACCACGGCUUAUACAGCCGUGGGGACAUCAAUUGAACGCAUAUACACCUUGUCGUCCGCUAUACCAUCCGAUCAGACACCAUGUUGCCGGUGCGCGCAGUACGAGCCGCCGUCCGGGCUGGCUCUCGCAGAGUUUCUCCUCGAGUGACACGUCUGUCUCCGGCGAUCGCCAGAAGCCUACCACGAACCCAACGAACCGCAUACUCUUCAUCUGCACGAGCAUACGACUCUACCACCCGUGCUGCAGUCAUUCAAGUUCUGAACAAUGUCGGUUCGAAGAGGGAGGUUCAGCAGUACCUCUCCCACUUUUCCUCCGUCUCUUCUCAGCAAUUCGCUGUCAUCAAGGUCGGCGGCGCUAUUUUGACCGACUACCUAGACGAGCUCUGCUCCUCGCUGUCAUUCUUAUACCAUGUUGGACUUUACCCUAUCAUCGUCCAUGGGGCUGGCCCACAACUGAACAAGCUCCUCGAGGAUGCUGGUGUCGAACCUGAGUUCGAGGAAGGAAUUCGUAUUACCGACGGUAAAACCCUAGGUAUUGCAAGGCGACUCUUCUUGGCGGAGAAUUUGAAGCUCGUCCAGCGCCUAGAAGAAAUGGGUGUCCGCGCUCGACCGAUCACCUCCAGCGUCUUCACCGCCGACUACCUCAACAAGGAUAAAUGGAAGUUCGUAGGCAAGAUCACCGACGUCAACAAAGAGCCAAUUCAGACCGCCAUUGAAAACGGUUACCUUCCUAUUCUCACCUCCAUGGCCGAGACAAGGGAGGGCCAAGUAUUGAACGUCAAUGCUGACGUCGCUGCCGGAGAACUGGCUCGAGAAUUCGAGCCGUUGAAGGUAGUCUAUCUUAGUGAGAAGGGUGGUUUGUUUGACGGAAACGUGCAAAAGAUCUCAGCUAUCAAUCUUGAUGAAGAAUUCGACCACAUCAUGUCACAACCCUGGUGCAAGUUUGGAACCCGAUUAAAGAUUCGGGAGAUUAAGGAACUUCUAGAGACUCUUCCGCGCUCAUCUAGCGUUGCCAUCAUACAUCCUGCCGACUUACAGAAGGAAUUAUUUACGGAUUCGGGAGCCGGUACCCUUAUUCGCCGUGGAGACAAGCUGAUGACUGCGGAGAGUGUUGCGGACUUUAACGAUCUUGGCAAACUUAAGGAUGUGCUUGUGCGAGAUCGUGAAGUCCGGGACGCUAGGGCAACCGUAGAUCGAUAUCUGGACUUCUUACAGGGGCGAAAGUUCAAGGCGUACUUCGAUGAGCCUAUGAAGGCCCUAGCAGUCGUCCUCGACCCAGCCCCGGAUCAGUCUUAUUCGACCUUGGCUACCUUGACAAUCACUAAGUCAGGUUGGUUGACGAACGUUGCUGACAACCUCUUCGCCGCGAUUAAAAAGGAAUAUCCUAGCUUGGUAUGGACCGUGAAGGCAGACGAUGAAAAUCUCACUUGGUUCUUUGCCAAGGCAGACGGUAGCAUUGUCAGGGGCAAUGAUGUCAUGUUCUGGUAUGGAAUUGAGCCCGGAGAGGAGCUGAAUAAGCUCAUGAGCGAGUUUACCCUUCACGGCCGAGCAAUGCUAGGUGAUUCUAACUUAGAGUCCCGACUUCACCGAGCAGCUCAGAUUGCUUCUGAGAACCUACGGGCUCACUUUGCGUCCGGGUCCGUAGCCAACCAAGCACGGGGCUACUCGACCCUCGCCCGCCGCCCUGUGUUAGGGGCUACUCCUAAGAGUGCAUUCUCACACAUGCCCCGCAGAGGCUUUGCAACCGAAACCAACCCCAACCCCCCUUAUGGCAAAAAGCACGCGUCGAAUACCCAGCCCUCGAGAGUCGCAUUGAUCGGUGCACGGGGCUAUACCGGACAGAACUUGAUCAGUCUCAUUAACUCACAUCCUAAUUUUGAGCUUCGACAUGUAUCGUCACGGGAAUUAGAGGGGAAGAAGCUAGAAGGGUAUAGCAAGAAGGAUAUUAUCUACGAGAACUUGAGCUUCGACGAUGUUUACGAUAUGGAGAAGAAGGGUAAGAUAGACGUGUGGGUGAUGGCACUACCGAACGGUGUUUGCAAGCCGUUUGUCGAUGCCAUCAACAAGGCCAAGGACGAGACCUCUUCUCGCGAAGAUAAAAGUGUGAUCGUAGAUCUUUCGGCGGAUUACAGAUUCGACAAGUCGUGGACCUACGGUCUUCCUGAGUUGGUUAAGCGAUCGCAGAUUGCUCAAGCUACCCAUAUCUCGAAUCCCGGUUGCUACGCCACAGCCGCGCAGCUCGGCAUUUCGCCGCUUGUGGGGCAUCUGGGUGGCCAGCCUACCGUCUUCGGUGUUAGUGGCUACUCGGGGGCUGGCACGAAGCCUUCGCCGAAGAACAAUGUGGAGAAUCUGACGAAUAACAUCAUCCCUUAUAGCUUGACGGACCAUGUCCACGAGAAGGAGAUAAGCUCUCAACUUGGUGUCGAUGUCGGGUUUAUCCCGCACGUCGCGGUAUGGUUCCAGGGUAUUCAUCACACUAUCAACAUCCCCCUCAACAAGACGAUGACUUCGCGAGAUAUUAGACAGAUGUACCAAGAUCGGUACGCGGGCGAGAAGCUGGUUAAAGUGGUGGGGGAAGCACCGCUGGUAAAGGCGAUUAGCGGAAAGCAUGGCGUUGAGAUUGGCGGUUUUGCUGUUCACAGUUCUGGAAAGCGGGUGGUUAUUUGCGUGACGAUCGACAAUCUACUAAAGGGAGCGGCGACACAAUGCUUGCAAAACAUGAACUUGGCUCGUGGGUACGCGGAGUUCGAGGGUAUUCCUCCAAUGAAUUAGACAGGGGAUUUUCCUUCAUUCCGGUGUUUUUUUCUUUUCGGGGUCUGAUGCUGGGGGCUUUUAAAAGAGGACUUGUAUAUACCUAUGUGACAAGUAGGCGGGAGUCUUUAUGAUGUGCUAUAAAAGAUGUCCAUAAAAGCUUACCGGACUUGAUACGUG
Annulohypoxylon truncatum is the source of this 3233-nucleotide messenger RNA. Its product is annotated as Aspartate/glutamate/uridylate kinase. The coding region runs from base 384 to 3074 and encodes 896 amino acids. Gene Ontology annotation, molecular function: NADP+ binding; N-acetyl-gamma-glutamyl-phosphate reductase (NADP+) activity; NAD binding. Gene Ontology annotation, cellular component: mitochondrial matrix; cytoplasm; mitochondrion. Gene Ontology annotation, biological process: L-arginine biosynthetic process. The record is from RefSeq and is a predicted model, not a curated record. The transcript is spliced from 4 exons. Lineage: Eukaryota; Fungi; Ascomycota; Sordariomycetes; Xylariales; Hypoxylaceae.